Messenger RNA from Drosophila ananassae, 1511 nucleotides. RefSeq names its product cysteine-rich with EGF-like domain protein 2 (gene Creld). Gene Ontology annotation, molecular function: calcium ion binding. NCBI's taxonomy places the organism in Eukaryota, Metazoa, Arthropoda, Insecta, Diptera, Drosophilidae. Bases 98 to 1213 code for a protein of 371 amino acids. The transcript is spliced from 3 exons. The record is from RefSeq and is a predicted model, not a curated record.
ACUAAAAUAAUAAAACGGUGUUUUCCAACACUUUUAUACAUUCUAAUUACACGUAAACUUAAGAACUCUCCGGGAAAACCAGGAAAUAUCUAUAACUAUGAGAUUCAGAGACUUGAUAGCGGUAUUGAUGGUCCUGACAGUGGCCAGGGCGUCGGCCGACAAGCUGUCACCCCCGCCCUGCCGGGCCUGCAGCCAGCUCGUGGGGUCCUUUAAGGCAGGACUUGAGCGCACCAAACGAGGACACGGGGGAGGGGACACGGCCUGGGAGGAGGAGAAACUCCGCUCCUAUAAGAACAGCGAGGUGCGACUUGUGGAGAUCCAGGAGAAGCUCUGCUCCGACGCCUCGGUCACCAACAAGGAUCACUGCCACAACCUGGCCAACGAGCACGAGGCACUCAUCGAGGACUGGUUCACCCACAAGCAGACGGAGCAGCCGGACAUUCAUGCCUGGCUUUGCGUGGAGCAGCUGCGAGUGUGCUGUCCUCCGGACACCUAUGGUCCCAAUUGUGACCCCUGUCCAGACUGCAACGGAAACGGCAAAUGCAAGGGAGCGGGGACGCGGAAGGGCAACGGCAAAUGCCUGUGCGACACCGGAUACACUGGAAGCAAUUGCAACGAGUGCGGCCCGCAGCACUUUGAGUCUUUCCGCGACGAAAAGAAGCUUCUAUGCACACAAUGCCACGCGGCAUGCGGUGAGGGCGGCUGCACCGGGGCUGGCCCCAAAAGCUGCCGCAAGUGCAAGGAGGGCUGGCGCAUGGACACGGAGUCCGGCUGCGUAGAUGUCAACGAGUGCCUGGAACAGCAACGCCCGAACGCCUGCCGCGAGCAGCAGUUCUGCGUGAACAACGAGGGCUCCUUCACUUGCCUCGAGUGCGACCGAUCCUGCAACGGCUGCGACGGAGACGGCCCGGACAUGUGCAAGAAAUGCGCCGACGGGUACCAGCUCAAGGACGGAAAGUGCCACGACCUGUCCUCGGAGCAACGCGAUUCGUACGUGAGCAUGACGCGCCUGCUCACAUACCUCGGCAUGUGCGUGGCCACCUGUGUCAUCUUCAACAGUUCCGCCCACAUCGCAUGGGGCUGCAUUGUGGGCGCGGCUGUGGCCGUGUACAUCGCCACCUCCGAGUACUGGCUCAACACGGCGCCGGAGGGUGGCCGCCAGCCGGAGAUCGACACGAAACAGUUGGAGGAGCUGAUCAUGAAGUCGUUAUAAGAUCGCAAAGUUCGGGACGCAGCGUGUUGGGCAGCAUCAGUAUUUUUGAUUAAGCACAAGCGAAAAAUUGCGCACAAGCAUUCCUAAAACGAUCUUCUGUAUUUUGUUUGCAGUCGGCAACGAGGAGGCGGCUUCCACGUCCCCGCACGAGGAACUCUAGAGAGGUUGCUGCGGCACGGAGAGCCCUGCCAGGGUCACCUUUUGUAGUCAAUUUUAGUUUAAUUAGGCACUAAUAUUACCAAUUUGUAAGCGAUUAUGAUUUGCCAAAUGUAUGUGAAAAAUUUUGUUAUGUAAAGGA